GCUCCACCUGGACUGAUAACGCUCGCUGGUCAGGAAUUUGCUUACUCGACCGAAUCGAGCAACCAAAAAUAAAAGCUGAGCUGAGAUAAUCAGCCAUGGCCCAUGAGUGCUUCAUAGGCUCCCGCGUCCCAUCCAUGGCAUCCAGUGGUUCAUGGCGGGCGAUAAGAAAGAGGAAGAUCUUCGGCCCAUCUGACCAAUUUUCGAAUCCUUAUCUUGUGUCAAGCUCAAGGAGGUGUGGGCUUGGGGCUGCCUGUAGGCUUCUUCCAUGUCAUGAUGGCGUACGGGGGAAAAUACCACUAUCAGUGGUCCUAUUAAUUCCGCUGAUUGGCUUACCGGGAGAAUCAAUGACGAGGGCGAUGAUACGUAUAGUAUACAACGCUGAUAUGGCUGGUUAGCUUAGCUUGUUCUUUCUUAAUUACUACCACUUCCUUCCUCUUCAUCCUCCCUUCAUCCAUAACUGGAAGGUUCUGAUUAGAGUGACUCGAGUUCCUCCUCCUCCUCCUCCUCCUCCUCUUGCCG
This is a messenger RNA of Aspergillus saccharolyticus JOP 1030-1, 519 nucleotides long. RefSeq lists its product as uncharacterized. The record is from RefSeq and is a predicted model, not a curated record. The transcript is spliced from 2 exons. NCBI's taxonomy places the organism in Eukaryota, Fungi, Ascomycota, Eurotiomycetes, Eurotiales, Aspergillaceae. The coding region runs from base 96 to 395 and encodes 99 amino acids.